Xenopus laevis (African clawed frog) is the source of this 1142-nucleotide messenger RNA. RefSeq names its product calsenilin (gene kcnip3.L). Gene Ontology annotation, molecular function: potassium channel regulator activity; RNA polymerase II cis-regulatory region sequence-specific DNA binding; DNA-binding transcription repressor activity, RNA polymerase II-specific. The transcript is spliced from 9 exons. NCBI's taxonomy places the organism in Eukaryota, Metazoa, Chordata, Amphibia, Anura, Pipidae. Gene Ontology annotation, cellular component: voltage-gated potassium channel complex; nucleus; plasma membrane. Bases 97 to 867 code for a protein of 256 amino acids. Gene Ontology annotation, biological process: regulation of potassium ion transmembrane transport; negative regulation of transcription by RNA polymerase II. The record is from RefSeq and is a predicted model, not a curated record.
GAAAAUGGAUGUACUACCUGACUACCUCGCCUGAUGGGAGUCACUGUCUCUGCUGUGUUCAUGUAACCAGUUUCAGCCUGCUGUGUGGCAUUGUGUAUGCCUUGUACCUCUGAUGACAUUAAGGAGAAUGAUGGCAGUUUGUUGGGAGACCCCGGUCAGACUUCCCCUGAAAAAAAAGAUGGUGUGAAAUGGCAGAAGCCUCGUCUGUCCCGUAGGACACUGAUGAAAUGCUGCCUGGUGAAAUGGAUACUGUCCAGCACUUCCCCACAAGGCCCAGAUAGCAGUGAAACCGACAUGGAACUAUCGACAGUACGACACCAGCCGGAGGGGCUGGAACAACUUCAGGCUGUCACCAAGUUCACUAAGAAAGAACUGCAGUCCUUGUAUAGAGGCUUCAAAAAUGAAUGUCCUAGUGGUUUGGUGGACGAGGAAACGUUCAAGUUGAUCUACUCACAGUUUUUCCCUCAAGGAGAUGCCACAACGUAUGCACACUUUCUGUUUAACGCCUUUGACAUGGACAGGACUGGAGCAAUCAAAUUUGAGGACUUUGUUAUCGGAUUGUCUAUCCUCCUGCGAGGGACUGUCCAUGAAAAGUUGAAAUGGGCUUUCAACCUGUACGACAUAAACAAGGACGGAUACAUCACCAAGGAGGAGAUGCUGGCCAUAAUGAAGUCCAUCUAUGACAUGAUGGGUCGUUACACCUAUCCUUUGCUCAGAGAUGACUCCCCCGUAGAGCAUGUGGAGAGAUUCUUUCAGAAGAUGGAUCGGAAUCAUGAUGGUGUUGUGACCAUCGAUGAAUUUUUAGAAACGUGUCAAAAGGAUGAAAACAUCAUGAGGUCCAUGCAGCUUUUUGAGAAUGUCAUAUAGCAGAGGACGUGACUUUUUGUCCAUGCCAGCACUAGACGGGACCCAUUCAAACCCGUGUCCCCACGUGAAUCACAGCCAACACUCUUUCCUUCUGUCACAAGCAGUUGAUUGAUGGUGUUAUUGUUCUCCCAGGGAACAGAGGAUCAUACUUACUGCCUGCCUGUUUGCACUGAUCCCUACUCUUCACAACAACAAACUCACCUUUAUAAAGACUGUUUUUUUUUAACAAAAAAUAUAUAGAUUAACUAAAAUAAAAAAAAGCACAUUUGUCUUUG